This is a messenger RNA of Peromyscus leucopus (white-footed mouse), 2969 nucleotides long. It is a transcript of the gene Srsf11, whose product is annotated as serine and arginine rich splicing factor 11. The record is from RefSeq and is a predicted model, not a curated record. Lineage: Eukaryota; Metazoa; Chordata; Mammalia; Rodentia; Cricetidae. Gene Ontology annotation, biological process: RNA splicing. Bases 945 to 1847 code for a protein of 300 amino acids. Gene Ontology annotation, molecular function: RNA binding. The transcript is spliced from 15 exons. Gene Ontology annotation, cellular component: nucleoplasm.
CCGGCGGCGCUGCGCGAGGUCGGCGGCCGUUUGUGUGCGGCCGGCGGCCGGUGCCGCGCGCUCUCACUGUCUUGUGUUUGAUGUGUUGAGCAGGAGGCAGCCCGCGCCAUGAGCAGCACGGCCGUGGUCCCCAGCGCGCCGGGCCCCGGCCCCGGCCCCAGCGGCGGACCAGGCGGAGGCACCGAGGUGAUCCAGGUGACCAACGUGUCCCCGAGCGCUAGCUCUGAGCAGAUGCGGACGCUCUUCGGUUUCCUGGGCAAGAUCGACGAGCUGCGCCUCUUCCCGCCGGAUGACUCGCCUUUGCCAGUCUCCUCUCGUGUCUGCUUUGUUAAGUUCCAUGAUCCAGACUCAGCAGUUGUGGCACAGCAUCUGACAAACACUGUGUUCGUUGACAGAGCUUUGAUAGUCGUACCAUAUGCUGAAGUAUUUCAUGGUUCUAUCAAAGCAGCAGUAAAAAAAUACUCUUGACGCAUGAAAAUUAACUGUUCUUUUCCCUGGUUCAGCCUGAACUAUAUACCAGGCCCUGCUGAAAAUACCACCCAACAGUUUUCUUCUGCAGCUUAUCCAGUUUCUCUUAAGUGCCCUGUACAUAUUUGAAGCAGCCGACACGAGUCGUUGUUCAUAAAACAGCUUUUGAAAGUUGAGAGCACACCCCUGGAGAACCGACUGUGCUUGCUUACGUUUGGUUCAUGACUUAAAAAUCGAGUACAGGAGUUAUUCCUGAUGAGACUAAGGCUUUGUCUCUGUUGGCACCAGCUAAUGCAGUGGCAGGCCUUCUGCCUGGUGGUGGACUCCUGCCUACCCCCAACCCACUUACCCAGAUUGGCGCUGUUCCCCUGGCUGCAUUGGGAGCUCCAGCUCUUGAUCCUGCCCUUGCUGCUCUUGGGCUUCCAGGAACAAACUUGAACUCUCAGUCUCUUGCUGCAGACCAGCUGUUGAAGCUUAUGAGUACUGUUGAUCCCAAAUUGAAUCAUGUAGCUGCUGGUCUUGUUUCACCAAGUCUGAAGUCAGACACCUCUAGUAAAGAAAUAGAGGAAGCCAUGAAGAGGGUGCGGGAGGCCCAAUCCCUGAUUUCUGCCGCUAUUGAGCCAGACAAGAAGGAAGAAAAGAGAAGACACUCGAGAUCAAGGUCGCGCUCGAGGAGGAGGAGGACCCCCUCAUCCUCCAGGCACAGGCGGUCACGAAGCCGGUCAAGGAGGCGGUCACACUCCAAGUCGAGAAGUAGAAGGAGAUCCAAAAGUCCAAGACGGAGACGAUCUCAUUCCAGAGAGAGGGGUAGAAGGUCAAGGAGCACGUCCAAAGCCAGAGACAAAAAGAAAGAAGAUAAAGAAAAGAAACGUUCCAAAACUCCACCAAAAAGCUACAGUACAGCCAGACGCUCUCGGAGUGCAAGCAGUUUGCACAUUUGUGAUUCCAGGGAGAGACGACGACGGCGAAGCAGGAGUGGUACAAGAUCUCCUAAAAAGCCCAGGUCUCCUAAAAGAAAGCUGUCUCGCUCACCAUCUCCACGGAGACAUAAAAAAGAGAAGAAAAAAGAUAAGGACAAAGAAAGAAGCAGGGACGAAAGGGAACGAUCAACAAGUAAAAAGAAGAGGAGCAAAGACAAGGAGAAGGAGCGCGAAAGGAAGUCUGAGAGCGACAAAGACGUCAAACAGGUGACACGGGAUUAUGAUGAAGAAGAGCAGGGCUAUGACAGCGAGAAGGAGAAGAAGGAGGAGAAGAGACCAACAGAAGCAAUGUCCCCUAAAACAAAGGAGUGCUCUGUGGAGAAGGGGAUGGGUGACCUGAGAGAGUCCAAAGUGAAUGGGGAUGAUCACCACGAAGAAGACAUGGAUAUGAGUGACUGAGCCCCUGAAGCUAGCUGCAGAUGGGCCUCGGUAUCAUUCCUCAUGAUACCUAAUGCUGUGUGUGUUCAUCUCACCUAAGUGUAUACAGCUGCACAUUACCAAUGGCUGCAGAACACCCGAUUGUGACCUCUAGUUCUUUACAGCAAAAGCUUUUAGAAAGUGGUACCUGGGUGACCAGCACUGCCAUGGUGAUAUCCAUUUGCGUGACCAAGCAGCUGUGCAACUGCUGCUUCUAACACAAAUGAACAGCUGCAUGCAUCUCCAGCAGGCAUGGAUUGUCUCUGUCGUAUGAUCCUCAGUGCGUUCACUUAGAGUAUUUCUAGAGUUUGAGUCCUUGCCGUGAUAGAGCCAUGUAGGGAAUGCACUGAUUGCAUGUUACCCCAAGUGUCAUGAAACCCUCCAACACGGUGACCUACUUAAUGGUCUUACUUGUUGACAUGACAAAUUAACAUUCUUAGAGUUACAUCUGGAAACAAGCAUUUGUGAUAGAUAAGCCUUUUGAGCCGUGGCUAAAUUUUUGUGGCUUUGUUUAACUUUCAAAGGUUAUAUAUGCACUAACCUUUUUUGAUGGCUAAGUAGGCUUUAAAUUACAGGAAAAAAAUUUCAAACAAAACUGGCUGUAAGAUACGAUGUUUUGAAUUAGAGUUGUUCACUUUUCAUAGCUACUUAUGUUUUUUUCCCCAAUAAUUUAUUUCACAUCUCUACCAGUGAACGCAACCUGCUUAUCCAGUCCAUCACUAGAAGAAAAUGACCUCGUCCUGAUUUUCAGUUUUCAACUUUUGUUUUAAAGCUCACUGUUGAACAAGAGGAGGUGGUGGUGCAUUUUAAAUUGACCUUCAUGUGCUUUUAAAAUACGACAAAUCUUGAUAAUGUACUUUUAUUUGAUCUCAAGUUGUACAAAACCAAUAAAUUUGUGUUACUUUGAUUGCAGUGGUAUCUUAUGCACAGUGAUUUCAUGUUAUAUGACUAGGUAGAUAACUGUUUUCUUAGUUACAGGAGUUAUAAGCUUCACUUUUGUGCAGUAAAAAACAAAAGUAGGCUACCAUCUGUGCCAUGUUGAUGUACAGUUUCUGAAAUUGUUUUACAGGACUUUGAUAAUAAAACCCUGAAACUCACAAGACA